Messenger RNA from Macrobrachium nipponense, 4910 nucleotides. Its product is annotated as thyroid receptor-interacting protein 6-like. Lineage: Eukaryota; Metazoa; Arthropoda; Malacostraca; Decapoda; Palaemonidae. The record is from RefSeq and is a predicted model, not a curated record. Gene Ontology annotation, cellular component: stress fiber; focal adhesion. Gene Ontology annotation, biological process: cell-cell adhesion.
GUGUUGAAGGGAGUGAUCGUGGAAGGUUAUCGGCGGUUGAGUAUGUGAUUAUUUCAAAGUUAGUGAGAGACUGGGAACUUAAAUACCUCACCAUGUACAACCAGUACAGUAACGUGGCGGAAGAACUAAGCCGUCUCCACCUUAACAAUGCUUCUCCACAACAUUAUUCCCCAAGUGGGGGAAAGAAAGUGGGGCCUGAAGUUCCUCCAAAGCCAAAGAAGUCUGGCAGUGUUCCUCAUUCACAGAUGCAAAUUCUUUUCCGUGACCACCUUAUCCAAACUCCAGCAUUGCAGUACAUAGAGGAUGACGUCGGCCAAGCCUUAUAUGGAAACAUUGGCGUCGUUCACUCUACGUCCCCCGCCCAUCACACGGGCGUGGAGGAUUAUUAUGCCGUGAACGCGCCCGCACCAGGGACCGUGGGCGUGGCGUCCGCCCGUAUCAACCACGCCUACACAGGCGGCGGUAGCAGUGAAAUUUCCGUCGGACGGGAGUUCAGCGGAAUCAUCAUCCCAGGGGCGGUGUACACCAGCAGCACCGCCCAAGCAAACACAACCACGGGCGGUGGCAUGAACCCUCUCAAUCCAGACUUCACGCCCCCGCCUCCCCAGCCCGCCCACAGUUACACGCCCGCGUCACGGAAGGCCGUGCAAAUGAGCGCUCAGCCCCUGUAUUCGAACACGGCCUCGCAACCCAUUUAUAAUAAUUCGCCCCGCCCACAGCAGACCUCCCAGCAGCGGCCUGGGCAGUACAGCAGGGGAGACCACUCCCCGCCCCCGCCCUUACCUUCACAGCCGCCGCCCAAUCAGGCCCAGUAGCGGGGACCUACUUACGCCAAUUUAAGUACGAAUGGGUCUGCUCACUACCAUCUUUAUGCCAAUGUGGACAACUCGUCUGGUGUGUCGCAGUACACCUCUUACGGCCCUGACGAAGACUUCCCGCUUCCUCCUCCUGACGAAGGUCCACCUCCACCUUCGCCUCCCUCUCCCGUCUCCUCCUCGUACUCGGAACUCCGGAGGGCCACGCCCUCUUCCACGGGGACACACCCACAGCAGCACCACAACGGCGCUCCUCCGCAGCAUCACCUGCAGCAGCAGCAGCAGCAGCAGCAGCAACAACAACAGCAACAAAGUGGAUCCGGCUAUGCAACGUACGCUCCUCAGUCACACACCAGUUCCACUUACGAAUCCAUUUACGAGCCAAUCACCCCAAGACCCUCCAGUCAGAUGUCAAACAAGUCCGGCUACAGCCUUUAUGGGCCGUACACAUCGCCCCGUGCCCGGGGGCUGGCCCCCGCACCCACGAAUCAGCCCCUCCUCAACCCUGAUAAAGUGGGGAAAGAAGCUGAAGUAGAUGCUCUUACCAAUCUGCUUGUUCAGUCCAUGGAUAGUACCAAUGACCCUGAGUUCUUUGGUGCGUAUGACUCGUGUAUUUGCACUCGGUGUGGGGAGAAGGUGGUUGGCGAAGGUAGUGGCUGCACAGCUAUGGAACAAGUUUAUCACAUCAAAUGUUUUGUGUGCAUUGUAUGUCACCUCCAGCUUCAAGGGAAGCCCUUUUAUGCCCUCGAUUCUAAACCAUACUGUGAAGAUUGCUAUCUGAAUACAUUGGAGAAAUGCUGUGUCUGCACAAAACCCAUCUUAGAUAGAAUCUUACGAGCAACUGGGAAGCCAUACCAUCCACAGUGUUUCACUUGUGUUGUUUGCAACAAAUCUUUGGAUGGAAUUCCCUUCACUGUGGAUGCAUCGAAUCAGAUUCAUUGCAUAGAUGAUUUCCAUAAAAAAUUUGCUCCUCGAUGUACAGUGUGCAAAGAGCCCAUCAUGCCAGAGCCUGGUAAAGAUGAAACCGUUAGGGUUGUAGCUCUUGAUCGUUCAUUCCAUGUCAACUGCUACAAAUGUGAGGACUGUGGACUAGUCUUAUCUUCAGAAGCAGAAGGCCGUGGAUGUUAUCCUUUAGAUGGACACGUUCUUUGCAAAAGCUGUAAUGCCCGACGAGUACAAGCCAUAACAUCGAAAGUUACCACUGACCUCUAGAUCAUAUAUUAAUGGCUUUCUUCCGUCGUCUGUCUCUCUUUACGUAAAAAGUAUAUAUAAAAAGUUUUCAAAUUCACAUUGCCAUUCAUAGAAGUGAUGGAUAUGGAUUUACAGUACAGUAUAUAAUUUUCAGAAGUAAAGUAAACCAUUAAGUGUGUUUAUUUGUAAUAUGUAUCCAAUUCUCCAGUCAUUUUACUUAUUACAGUACUGUACAUACGAGUCGCAUGUAUCCAUACCAUAAGUCAAUUAGAUUUUAAUUUUAUCCCUGAACAUCUGUGACCAAUAAGUAUAUACUUAAUGGUUUCAUUACCAGUACUUGUAUCUAAGGUCUAUAUACUGCAGGUCUGCCUACAUAAAAGUACCAAGAGUGGUGGUAUGUAUGAUGUCAUUGAUACCAUACCUAGACAAUACUACAUAAUUGACUUUAGAAUGCAUCUUUUGUUAACUUUAUUUGAUAAUUUACUAUUUCAAGUUAUUUUGUUCUUUGGCUUUUUAAUUCCAGCAAAAACUCUGUAUGAAUAAUGCUUAUGUAUAAAAAAAAUUUGUGAUAGUGAUUUGUCAAUUCCAGCAAAACUGUGUAUGAAUAAUGCUCAUGUAUCAAAGAAAAAUUAUGUAUUCAAUAGUAAUUUGUUGUCAUAUAAUAAAAACAAUUCUGAACUAAUUGUUUUGUGAUAUUGUGUUGGUGCAUUUAGUUCAGACUAGCAUACAUGUACUUAGACCAAAAUUCUCACAUUACUCAUGCAGUAAAAAUGCAAUAAAACAUGCAAAAUGAUAGAAACAAACUUUUAUUUUGAAUUCAAAUGGUUUAUUUAAAUAAGUUUUACAUCAAUAUCACAUGCAGCUAAAAGCAUAUCUAUUAUCAUGCUGACAUACAGGUCUCUAGUGUACUGACCUACUGACCAAGAUUCAUGAAUAUGAGAGAGAGAGAGAGAGAGAGAGAGAGAGAGAGAGAGAGAGAGAGAGAGAGAGAGAGAGAGAGAGAGAGAUUAUCUUGGUAUGGUGUGUUAUCACUAAUAGUCAAACAACAUUUUGUAAGUAUGUGAUGAGAAGUAGAGGGAUAAGUUUGACCCUCUUGACUGACCUGCUAAAUAUAGACCAUCCUUUCAUUGAAACAAUGAUGUUUUAAGUUUUUAUACAUUUGACGGCAAGCCAUUAGCUGAAGAAGUAUUUUUUUAAAGUCAAUACCUCUUCUAUUUUGCAAAUGCAGAAAAGUACAUAGGUAUGGCAUCCUUCAGCUGGCAUAUGUUAAUCAAUUUUUAUUGUAUUUUGUAUAAUCUUUUUAAUGAAUGACUCAACCCAUUUCAUAGGGUAGUUAUACCCUUGCCUUACAUUGCAAAUUAUUUUAAUCUAAAUAGACUUUAUAUAAACUUAGGUUUGUAGUAUGAAAUUCAUGUACAGACUUUUCUUUUAAGCAAUGUUUUUAUUUUAUUUUUGCUUAGAUGUUUAUUUAACAUUUGAUUUUUCAAUAAAAUGUCUACUUUCAUAUUAAAACAUCUUGAUUCUUAUUGAUCCAUAUACAUUGUAAUUAAUUCAUGUAAGUAAUUGUAAAGUGAAUUAUUUAGCAUGUAGAAUUUAACUUUGCUCUUUUUAGUCAUACAUAAUCAUUCCUACUCUCCUAGCUCUAUCCAUGUGUUGCUUAUGCUUCAGUCUUCACAAUAUUUUUGCAAUUUCAUUUUGUAUGUUGUGACUGUACUUUUUUCAUGUUCAUUGGCUCAGUGUUUGCUAUUUAUAGAUUGGAUGUUUAGUACAGAGUUAUUUGUUUGUCAUCUACAUUAUUUGUGACAAGAAACAGGUACACUGGCAGUUUAAAUACAUUUGCCAAGAAUUUUUUGAGAAAUUGGCUCUUUAUUUUUUAACAAAAAUUUUGCAUCAUAAUUCCAGGGUUUCUUUUCACAGGAGAAAAAUACGUCAAGGAAAGGUUACUUAUUAUUUCUUAAAGAAGUAUAAUUUAUUAUGAUUUAGACACUUUAGUUUGAUUCUUGAGAAACAAAACAUUCUAUCCUCAUCCAUCAUUGAAGGAAUUCAUUAUUGUCAUUCUAUGUUCAGUUUUGUGAAAAGCAUAACCAGCGUUCCUAACCAUUAUCUACCACGUAUCAGUAUACUUGCAUUUUGUAUCCCACAUUUCUAUUACACACUGAGUACUUUUCAGUAUUGUUUCACAUAAAAUUCAUGAUUUGUGAAAGUGGUAAGAGUUUGUUUUGUCUUCCAUUCUGGAUGUACUAGGUGUAGGAUGUGAACUACUGGUUGCUAAAACAGUAUCUAAGGCAUUGCUAUUUUUAAGAUAGUUUUGAAAGAACUAUGAUCCAUGGUGCAUAAAUUAUUACUAUAUAGUUGUCAAGUUUGCUGUUGUACAGAACAGUUAAUAGAUUUCUACAAUGCUGAAGUCUCUUACACUCAUAUUUUGAGAGAUUUACUAAUGAUUAUAGCACUAAUAAAUUCAUGUUUCUCCCUUCAUGCAUGGUGAAAGUAGACAGGUACAGUUUGUGUGUUUUCUUGCUGAGGUGAUGAGGCAUAAUGUCAUCAGAAAUUUUUAUUAAUAGUGAAAUUGAAGCACAACAAUGCAGUAUUGUAAUAUUGAAUCAAAUUUUUUCCUCAAGGAAAAUAAUUAGAAAUUGUGUAUAAAUUUUCUGUGUUAGCCGCUUAAGAACAUGUGUUGCAAUGCAUUAUUUAUAUCAGAAAAAAGAAUUUCUGGAUAUUUGUUUUGUUUUACAGUAAUGUCAAAUGUGGAAUUAAUGUUCAUUUCAUCUACUAAGUAAUUGGUGAUGUCAGCUUAUCAGAGAUAUUAUGUGAGUGGUAAUGAGUAUAUUAUAAAACUUCAGUUCAGUAUUCUUUAUGUAAUUAGAAUCUAUUCACUAUAUUAAAAUAUACAGAACUACACAUGAA